AUGAGUGCAGAUAAAUAUGAAAGUUUGGUCAAAGGAAAUGAACUAUAUCCACUUGCAUUCAUAGAAAAAUUUCAGAGCACCUGCCCACACUGGGAACUUGAUACAUGGGCAAAAAGGGAAAGAUAUUUGUGCUACGACAUGGUUUGUGUUUUAUUAGCCAAUCUGGAGAUGUCUGAAGAAAUUGAAGAAAUGAUGCUAAAUGAAUUAAAGAGGAAAUUUAUGAAAGAUAAAAGCUAUGAGGAGGAAGAGGAAAACAAACAGCCACUCAAGAGAAGUAGGUUAGACCCAGGACCAAGUAUUGAAGAAGAGUUGGAUUACGAGUAUAAGUCAGAUAUAUUUGAACAAGACAGUGAAGAGGAAAAUGAUGAAAGUUAUGAAUUUGAGGAUGAAAGCAAACAAUUUGAAGCAGAUCAAUUUGCUUAAAUUCAGAUACAUAGUUCUUGAGGGAUUG
This is a messenger RNA of Psylliodes chrysocephalus, 451 nucleotides long. NCBI's taxonomy places the organism in Eukaryota, Metazoa, Arthropoda, Insecta, Coleoptera, Chrysomelidae. The record is from the annotation of a GenBank genome assembly.